AUGGCAUAUGAUCGAUUCAUAGCUAUAUGCAAACUGCUGCUGUAUACGAUUAUCAUGUCAAGGAAAGUCUGUGUCCAGUUGGUAGCUGCAUCAUACUUCUACGCCUGUGUCAAUGCCGUUGUGCACACAGGCUCUUUGUUCAGCCUGUCCUUCUGUGGUCCCAACAUCAUUGAUCACUUCUUUUGUGACAUCCCCCCACUCCAGAAGCUCUCCUGUUCCAGAACUCACAUGGAUAGCAGAGUGCAUUUUGUCUUUGCUGCUGUAACUGCAUUGAGUACUGUCCUGAUCAUCCUCAUCUCCUACAUUUAUAUUAUCCUCAACAUCUUGAGGAUCCGGUCUACCGAAGGCAGGCACAAAGCCUUCUCCACCUGCGCCUCCCACUUGACGGCUGUCAGCAUAUUGUAUGGGGCUCUGUUCUUUAUGUAUUUACGGCCCACAUCCGGCAACUCAUCAGAUCAGGACAAAGUGGUGUCCGUGUUCUACACCCUUGUGAUCCCUAUGCUGAACCCCCUGAUCUACAGCCUGAGGAACAAGGAGGCGAAACACGCCCUGAGAAAAGUGAUAUACCAGACAAUGAAUGAUUCUUUAGUGGUUGGAUGA
This is a messenger RNA of Emys orbicularis (European pond turtle), 600 nucleotides long. RefSeq names its product olfactory receptor 5G25-like. Gene Ontology annotation, cellular component: membrane. Gene Ontology annotation, molecular function: olfactory receptor activity; odorant binding. The record is from RefSeq and is a predicted model, not a curated record. Bases 1 to 600 code for a protein of 199 amino acids. NCBI's taxonomy places the organism in Eukaryota, Metazoa, Chordata, Testudines, Emydidae. The transcript has a single exon. Gene Ontology annotation, biological process: sensory perception of smell; G protein-coupled receptor signaling pathway.